Molecule: messenger RNA, 2643 nt
Organism: Sparassis crispa
Lineage: Eukaryota; Fungi; Basidiomycota; Agaricomycetes; Polyporales; Sparassidaceae
Product: Chitin synthase 2
Exons: 23
Coding region: 1-2643 (880 amino acids)
Cellular component (GO): cell septum; cell periphery
Molecular function (GO): chitin synthase activity
Source: RefSeq, a predicted model, not a curated record
AUGGCUUAUCGUCCUCAACCUCAACACGAUCGCUACAACAGUCCACAACCGGGAUAUGCCUAUGCAGACUAUCCCCCCAGCACUGGAAGCGUAGUUCCCGACUUGCCUCCUGCCCCACAGCACCAGCAGCGCCAGUAUACCGCUCCACAAGAGGUCUACAACCACCACGAUCACUAUGCCGACUACGAUGCUCAGUUGAACUGGGACUCCAAAUCUGCGAAGUCUUUCCAGAGUAGCUACGCAGGUUCGCAUGCCCACCUCAACCCCCAAUAUGAAAUGAGCCAGGUCUCCUUGCACAACCUCCCUCCAAUCCCUACCAUGCCCUACCAGCAGAAUUAUCCGCCUAUGCAGCAGGGAAGGCCCGGCGUCGGCUGGUCCGCUGCGCGGGAGAUGCUGCUCAAGCAACGGGUGGUGCGCAAGGUCGAGCUCCAGCAGGGCAACCUCAUCCUGGAUAUGCAAGUUCCUUCGCAUAUUGUCCCGAAGGGAAUGGACAACGUCGAGGAAAUGACCAAGCUGCGCUACACGGCCGCGACGUGCGAUCCGGACGACUUUAUGCGUUACAAGUAUUCCCUACGGCCGUAUCUUUACAAACGCCAUACAGAGCUGUUUAUUGUCAUGACCAUGUACAACGAGGACGAGGUCCUGUUCGUGAAGACAAUGAACGCCGUUAUCAAGAACGUAACUCAUCUUUGCGGCCGCUCGCGCUCCAAGACGUGGGGUGUGAACGGUUGGCAAAAGGUCGUCGUUUGCAUCGUAUCUGACGGUCGGAGCAAAGUGAACAAACGAACACUCCAAGUUCUAUCUCUGAUGGGGUGCUAUCAGGAAGGUAUUGCGAAGGACUCUGUGGGCAACAAGGACGUUACGGCCCAUAUCUUCGAGUACACUUCCAAUGUUGUCGUGUCUGAGAAAGGAGAAGUAUCUAUGGGAGCUUGUCCCGUUCAAAUCAUCUUUUGUCUGAAGGAACAGAACAAGAAGAAGUUGAACAGUCACAGGUGGUUCUUCAACGCCUUCGGGCCUCUCAUCCAGCCUAAUGUCUGCGUGCUGUUGGAUGUGGGAACGAAGCCAACUAGUACAUCCAUUUACGAGUUGUGGAAGUGUUUCGACAAGCACUCCAAUGUCGGCGGCGCCUGCGGAGAAAUCUGCGUUGACACCGGAAGAGGUUGUUCUCUGCUUCUUACAAGUCCGCUGGCGGCGUCGCAGAAUUUUGAGUACAAGAUCUCGAACAUUCUCGACAAGCCAUUGGAGAGUGUCUUCGGUUACAUCAGUGUACUUCCUGGCGCAUUCAGUGCGUACCGUUACAAGGCUCUUCUCAACGGUCCGGAUGGUAGAGGGCCAUUGGCAUCGUAUUUCAAGGGUGAAGCGAUGCACGGUGGCUCCAGUGGAGCCGGGCUGUUCGAGCGGAAUAUGUAUCUUGCCGAAGAUCGUAUCCUGUGUUUCGAGAUAGUAACAAAGAAACGGGAGGGCUGGGUUUUGAAAUAUGUGAAGAGCGCGAAAGCGUCCACCGACGUGCCUACUACUGUCCCAGAAUUUAUUUCUCAACGCCGUCGCUGGCUGAACGGCUCUUUGUUCGCUUCCAUUCACGCUACUGUGUUUUUCUGGAAGAUUUGGCCAUCGGGACAGAACUUCUUUCGAAAGAUUAUUCUUCAGCUCGAGUUCAUCUACAACGCAGUUCAGCUACUAUUUACAUGGACGUCACUCGCGAAUUUUUACCUGGCGUUCUACUUUUUGGUUUCCUCCGCUACCUCGAGCACAUCAAAUGCGUUCAACUUCCUGAGCGAUAGCGCCGGACAGGACGUAUUCCAAGUGUUCUUGAAGCUCUACAUUGCGCUUAUCUUCGUCGUCACUGUGUGUUCCCUAGGCAACAGGCCUCAGGGCUCGAAGUGGAUUUAUGCGCUCUGUAUGGUCCUAUUUGGGUUGUGUAAUGUCAUCACGUUGUGGUGUGCAGGGUACACCGUCUACAUGGCCGUUCCGCACACUGUCGCGGGUUGGAAGAACUUCCCUAAUCUUGUGAAGACGAACGCGCCAUUCCGGGAUAUUGUCAUCUCUCUCGCUGCUACCUAUGGCCUAUACUUCAUCGGAUCAUUCAUGCACCUGGAACCGUGGCAUAUGUUCACAUCCUUCUUACAGUACAUGUUUCUUCUCCCUAGCUAUGUGAACAUUUUGAUGAUGUAUGCCAUGUGCAACUUGCACGAUGUGACAUGGGGAACGAAGGGAGACAACGGCUCCGCGAAGGACCUUGGAGCCGCCAAGAAAGUCAAGGGCGAGAAUGGCAAGGAACUCAUGGAAGUGGAACUACCCACUGCCCGGGAGGACGUCGACCAGCUCUGGGCUGCUUCACGUCAGGCGCUCUCUGUCAAGGCUCUUGAAGAGAAGCAGCAUCGAGAUGCAGCGACGAAGCAAGCUGACCACGAUCGUAGCAGCCGUACGAACGUUGUACUUGCAUGGAUUGGGACGAACAUGGUCAUGAUCCUGGUCUUUACCUCGAACCUUUUCAUCCACUGGGUCGACACUCACUUCACCAGUGAAGAUGGGGCGCCGUUCAACCCAUACCUCAGUUUUCUCUUCUACUGCCUCGCUGGCUUGUCUGCUAUUCGUUUUCUGGGAUCGGCCUUGUACCUACUCCUUCGACUCGUUGGUCAUUAG